AGCAAGACAUCAACAAAGGCACUGGCCGUGUUCUUCACCAGCGAUGAGCCUGUCGAAGCCGCCAAGGCCGAUCUUCUUCUACCCAUGUCAUCCACUUCCACGCAGAUCUGCCAGUCACUCAAGACAGCCAUAGGCGCCACUCUUCCAUCACACAUGGUGCCAACUGUGUACAUCCCAGUGGUCAAGAUGCCAUGGACCUUGGCGGGCAAAUUGGACCGUCAAAAGCUCAAAGCCAUUGCCCAGUCCAUUCCUCCUCAACAAAUGGGCAGCUACAAGCUAGCUGGGUCCAACAAGAGCCGAGCCCCAACUACCUUUAUGCAGCGCAAGUUGCAAAAGGUCUGGUCAAAGAUCCUGAAGAUGGCUCCAGAUCGUAUUAGCAGAGAUGACAGCUUCUUCAGACUCGGUGGUGAUUCUGUCGGUGCCAUGAAGGUUGUUUCCGCUGCUAGGAUGGAGGAUGUUGUCCUGACCGUUAUGGACAUCUUCAAGACUCCCGUCUUAUCAGAGCUAGCUACCUGUUGUGACAGGUCUGAGCACGCUACCAUCACCAACGUCGAGCCCUUCUCACUUUUGCAUGACCUUGUAUCCCCCUCUCUACUCCUUGAUGAGGUCGCUGAGUGUUGCGGUAUUCAGCCGAGCCAGAUACAAGAUAUGUACCCGUGCAGCUCCCUUCAAGAAGGUCUCGUGGCUUCUUCUCUACAGAAGCCUGGUGCAUAUGUUGCCCGCUACGUGUUCAAGGUGCCUUCAAGCAUCGACAUCGAUGGUCUCAAGAUGGCAUGGCAGAGGACUAUCGACCACGUCGACAUCUUGAGAUCCCGCAUCGUGAACGCUCAGUCCCUCAAGUCUUACCAAGCCAUCCUUAGCCCACAUGAGGUCGAGUGGGAGUACUUCAGCAGUCUUGAAGCCAGUGCCAAUAUCAGCCCUAUCCCCGAUCGCAAUGGAGGUGUACUAGCUCGUUAUGCCAUUAUCGACUCUUCUAGUGCUGAUAUGCGCUACUUCGUUUGGACGGUGCACCACGCUCUAUACGACGCUUGGAGUAUGCCCUCCAUCCUCAAGCUUGUCACUGACUUCUACCACGAAGAGAGUACCCUCCCACCAAUGGUUCCCUACGCCAACUUCGCCAAAUACCUGGUCGACACUGAUGGUCAAGCCUCAGAUGAAUUCUGGAAGGCCCGAUUCCAGGACGCCUCUCUUGUAUCUCAUUUCCCAACCACCAUUGCAACCGACGAGGAGCCUUCACAUACCUCUGUGCAUCAUACAGUACAGUACAGCAAGGAUGCCAUCGGUAUCGAUAUCACCAUCCCCACCAUAGUUCGCGCAGCUUGGGCACUUCUCUUAGCGACUCAGACUGGCUCUGAUGAUGUCGGCUUCGGUGAGACAUUGUCUGGCCGCGAUAUUGCUCUUGACCAUGUGGAGGAUAUUCUCGGCCCAACUCUUACCACAGUACCCUGGAGAGUUCAGAUCAAUCGAGGUGCUACAGUUGGCCACUUCCUGAGCACUCUUCACAAGCAGGCAGCCCAGGUCAUCCCCCAUCAGCACGCCGGUCUUCAGCACAUCAAGCGUCUUGGACAUUCGAUUGCUGUUGCUUGCGACUUCAGGAACUUGCUUGUCAUUCAGUCCGGCGAUGGCGACGACGAAGAAAAGGACCAGGAGCUGUUGCAGACACUUAACGAGCAAGUCGAGCACAAGAGCUUCUUCACUUACCCCUUGGUUGUCGAAUGCUCCAUUGAAGCAAACAACUUGGUUCUGAUGAUCCAUCAUGAUGAAACCGUCUUGACAAGCUGGCAGACAGAGCGUAUCGCUCAUCAAUUCGGCGCUCUUGUCGACCAGCUUAUUUGUCUUUCGCAGGAGCCUGAUCGCAUGGUGUCGGAUCUUCAGCUGCACAGUCAAGAGGACGCCCAGAUGAUCAAAGCAUGGAACAGUCACUCACACAAUACUCCAAGUGACACUAUCCCCAGCUUGUUCUGGCAAACAAUAGCCACCUCUCCCAACGCUCUCAGCAUCCGCGCCUGGAAUGGUUAUCUCAGCUAUGAGUCCCUCGCACAACACGCUACAGGACUCGCCAAGCGCCUUGUCCAGCAGGGCGUAGGAGCUGAGGUAAUGGUGCCUUGUUGCAUGGACAAAUCUCUCUGGACUUCAGUCGCCAUGCUUGCUGUCAUUCUUGCAGGCGGCGCAAUCGUUCCUAUGGACCCCGCUCAUCCUCCUGCUCGUCACGCAGAGAUCGCCCGUGAAUGCAACGCCCGUGUCGCUCUGUGCUCACCGCAGUACCAAGACCGCUUUAUUGGUGUUGUCGACACUGUCAUCAAGGUCGACGAAAGCUUGUUCAACACCCAUCAACGCGCCGCACUGCAAGAUCUUCCAAUUGUGGCACCCCAGAAUGCAGCUUUUGUCAUAUACACUUCUGGCAGCACUGGAAAGGCCAAGGGUGUUAUCAUUGAACAUGCCACAUUUAUCGCUAGCAGCAGAGCCUACAUACAAUGUAUGCAUCUCAUGCCAACUUCGAGCGUCUUCCACUUUACAUCCUACGCCUUCGAUAUCGCCAUGGGAGAGACGUUCGGUGCAUUUACAACCGGCGCUUGUCUCUGCGUUCCUAGCGAAGAGAUGAGGAUGACCGAUCUGCCAGGUGCCAUGAACUCUCUCGGUGCUACAUGGGCCUUCUUGACGCCUUCACUUGCCAACAUGCAAGAUCCUUCCAAGUUUACGACACUUCAGACACUUGUCUGCGGAGGCGAGGCCAUGUCAGCUGAGACUAGUGCCAAAUGGUCAGACAAGGUUGAGUUGAUUAACGGCUAUGGACCUGCUGAGUGUACGGUCUUUGCCGUUGCCAACGCCCACGUCUCUGCUGAUAAGGAUCAUACCAAUAUUGGUCGAGCUAUGGAUGGUUGCCACACAUGGAUCGUCGACCCCAGGGAUCACAAUCGUCUUUCUCCCGUGGGCUGUGAAGGCGAAUUGCUCAUCAGUGGUCCUAUCCUCUCCCGCGGCUACCUCAACGACGAUGGAAAAACAGCACAGGCAUUCGUUAAGGACCCGGCUUGGAUGAGCUACUUUGUUGAGAAAUCUGUUCGUCUAUACAAGACAGGCGACUUGGUCAAGUAUCGCCCAGACGGAAGCUUGACGUACAUCGGUCGCAAGGACAAUCAGGUCAAACUUCACGGUCAACGCAUGGAACUCGGCGAGAUCGAAGCCUGUCUCGAGUCUGAUGCACGUCUCCGUAAUGCCCUCGUCGCACUGCCAAAGUCUGGUAUCUUCAAGGGCCGACUGGUGGCCAUUGUCUCUUUCAAGGAUUCCAAGACAGAGAAUCCAGGCCUUGCAACUUCGCACUUCACUCCAGUUUCCGAUUCUGACAUGGAAGCUGCUCGCCUCCAGGUUUCUGAGUUGCAGCACACUCUAUCUGAGAACCUUCCACCUUACAUGAUGCCCUCUUCCUGGCUCGUGGUUAGUGCUAUUCCUUUGUUGUUAUCUGGCAAGCUUGAUAGGGUUAGCUGCCAGAGCUGGCUGGUCAAUAUGGACGUGGAGAUGCCCGAGUUUCUGGUUGACGGUGGUCACAGCGAGGAUGUUGUAGUGUCUGACACCACAGAGGCUGGUCGUCUACUACAACAAAUCUGGGCUUCAGUUCUUCGAAUGCCAGAAGACGUGACACCUACCAACCGCUCUUUCAUCUCUCUCGGUGGUGACUCCAUCAUGGCCAUGCAAAUCAUGUCUCGCUGCCGCGAUCACUCAAUCAAGCUCACUAUGCGAGACAUCAUGAGCGGCAAGUCCAUCACCGAAUUGGGUUCUCUUAUCGAGACCGAAGACCGACGUACACAGAGAAACACAUUGGAUGAUGACGAGGACGACAACCAGUCAUUCACAUUGUCGCCAAUCCAGAAACUCUUCUUCAACAACAGCUCCAACAAGGACCGUGGAGACCGCUUCAACCAGAGCCAGCUUUUUUCCAUCCAUGGCUCCAUCGAUAUAGCCAGGUUUGCACAAGCCAUUCAUACUGUUGUGCAGAGACAUCCUAUGCUUCGCGCCCGCUUCAGCAAAUCCACCAAUGGAGAGUGGACACAACAGAUUGCCUCAGAUACUGAAGAUUCUUACGGGUUGCACUUCCACGACGUCACCAGCACCUCCGAGAUGGUUCAGCUUAUCGCUUCCAGUCAAAAAAGUAUUGACAUCUCCGGUCCCGUCUUUGUAGUCGACCACUUCAGAAUGCCUGAUGGUUCUCCAACAGUGUCACUCAUAGCCCAUCAUCUUGUCGUCGACGUCGUUUCCUGGAUCAACAUCGCCCAAGACCUGGAGACAUCACUCUCAUCCUCUUCUUCUCUAUCACCCAAACCCCUCUCGUUCCGAAGAUGGAACGUCGCACAGAUCGAGCAUGCCAAGUCACUUGAGAAGCAAGGCGAAGAAUUACUUCCAUUCACUGUGCAACCCGCGGAUCUGGACUUCUGGGGCAUGUCGAACGCCCCCAACAACUAUUCUCAAACCACUCAGCAGUCAUUUUCUCUUUCCGAUUCCAGCAUCCUCUCCAUGUUGUUAAACGACUCCCAUACAGCACUCAGGACCGAACCUCUCGACCUCUUCAUUUCAUCUCUGCUCCAGUCAUUCGGGCAAUGUUUCCCAGGGCGUGAGCUUCCAACAUUGUUCAAUGAAGGUCAUGGUCGCGAACCAUGGGACGACACCAUUGACCUUUCCGAGACUGUCGGAUGGUUCACUUCCCUUUGUCCUAUCCACGUAUCUCAACGUAGCAUCGACCCUACCGACACCAUCGACUACGUUCGCAAGGUCAAGGACUUGCGACGUAGCAUCCCCUGCAACGGUCGUCUUUAUUUUGCUCAGCGCUACCUUACUGAGUCGGGUACGGCCCAUCUCGACAAACAUGAACCCAUGGAGAUCCUCUUGAACUUCCUUGGCCGCUCUCAACAGAGUGGUGAAGAAGAUACUGUCUUACGCUCUUCCAACCUAUCGUUUAGCGAGGAGGAGAACAAAGUCAUUUCAGAUGUUGGACCCAACACUCAGCGCAUGGCUCUCUUUGAGAUCUCCAUUGCUAUUCUUGAUGAAGGCAUCCGAUUUGCCUUUAUGUACAACAAGCACAUGCUCCAUCAGGAUCUCAUUCAGAAAUGGGUCAUCACCUGCAAGGACGUUCUCGCCAAUAUGGCACAGGAGCUCACCACAGCUCCAUCCUUCCCUACCCUGAGUGACUUCCCUCUCAUGCCCCUAGAUUACGCCGGGCUUCAAGAGAUAGUCGACAAGUCUCUCCCUGCCGCGCAUGUUCGCUACGAUGAAGUCGAGGACAUGUAUCCAUGCUCGCCAAUGCAGGAGGGUAUCAUACUCAGCCAACUACUUGAUCCCUCGCAGUAUCUGUUCCACGCUGUCCUCGAGGUAUCCUCUCCCACUGGUGUAACUAUCGAUGCUGCCCAGUUGGCCUCGGCUUGCUCGACAGUCAUUGAACGUCACGCUGCACUACGCACCAUCUUCAUUGAAAGUGUUCACCGUGGCGGCUCCUUCGAUCAAGUCGUUACACAGCCUCGAAAGGCUCGAAUCAGCACGAUCAAGUGUCGUGAGAUCGAUGUCAUGGCAAAGCUCAACGCCAGAUUGCUCGGAAAGACCAAUAAGAAACAUGGACAACCCACACUCCCCUAUCAGAUCACCAUUUGUGAGACAACACACGGCAAGGUCUUUAUCAAGCUUGAGAUGAACCACGCUGUCACAGAUGGUGCCUCUACGGCGACUAUCCUACGCGAUAUCUCGAGCGCCUACGCCAACAGCCUGCCGCCCACAAAGGCCCCAUCCUAUAAGGAGUACAUCAAGUACAUCUCCAACCAAUCGCUUGAUUCAAGUCUCAUCUACUGGAAGAGCUAUCUCUCUGGCGCUUGCUGCACCGAAUUCCCCACCAUGAACUCCGAUCACAUGGCUGCUAAGAGUCUCGGCUCCGCUACCGUGGACUUUGACCGGUUCUCCGAACUGCAUUCUCUCGGUUUGGAGCUCGGCGUGACAUUCUCCAACAUCAUCAUGGUUGCAUGGGCACUGGUCCUUCGAAAAUACACCAACUCCCAGGACGUUUGCUUCGGAUACUUGGCAUCCGGUCGCGAUGCUCGUAUUGAUGGAGUUGCUGAUAUCGUUGGACCUUUGAUCAACAUGCUCGUGUUCCGUUUCCAAUUCACACACGGCAUGCUUCUCAAGAGACUCUUCCUCGACGCUCAAGAAGACUACGUCAACAGUCUGCCACAUCAGCAUUUCUCUCUUGCCCGUGUUACUCAUGCACUCGGACAAGGAAAGCGUGGCUUCUUCAACACAGCUGUCUCCAUCCAGAACGCCGGUUCGUCAGACGAUUCAGAUGCUGGCGCACUUACAUACGAGUCGGUCGAUGCCUUUGAUCCCAGUGAAUAUGCCGUUACACUAAACGCAAACACCACUCGCGGUGAUGAAGGCAUUAUGUUCCGAUACUGGACCAGCGUUCUUUCUCACAACCAAGCCAAGGACCUUGCACACAUCAUGUCCGAGGUAUUAGGCGACAUCAUCGAUCACAGCGAGGAGGCCCUGUCGCACUUACGGGUAUCGCAGGAUUCAACUCUACCUACCCAAGUUGCCUCAUCCGAGGUAGACGGCUGGACAUUCCAACACGACGAUAUGCACCGCGUUGCUACAACCCCGACCUUGACAGUCAGCAGCUACUCAACAGGUCCUGGUCCCACGCUCUUCUCGCCCUCGGCCUCUUGGGGUACCCUGACCAAGGAUCGCUUCCAAGAGAAGCUAUCAGGGCUGUGGAAAGAUCAUCUUGACAUUGACACGACUGAUAUGACAUACGAGAGCAGCUUUUUCGAGUACGGUGGUGACUCUAUCAUCGCCAUGGCAAUGGUCGGCGACGCCAGAGCCCAAGACCUCCCUCUCACUGUGGCCGAUAUCUUCAAGAACCCAACAUUCGGCGCUAUGCUCAAGGUCCUGAGAGACAAGUCAUACAAAGAAGGCGAUAUGGCGUCUACCAACGACGACACUUCCCUAAUUGACUCCAAGAAGGAUGGCGUUGUCAUAGAAGAGCAUGUCUACCAACCACUUUCUCUCCUUGGACAGCAAGACCCUGAACGAUUCGUCCGAGACACUGUUUGCCCUCUUGUCGGCGUUUCCCGCGCCAGCAUCAUUGAUGUCCUCCCAACAACCGACUUCCAAGCCCAAGCCGUCCAGGGCAGCCUGUUAGACUCACGAUGGAUGCUGAACUUCUUUUACCUCGAUGGAUCCGGGUCGUUGGACGUUGCCCUUCUACAAGAGAGUAUCACAAACGUCACUGCCGCUUUCGACAUCCUCCGCACCGUCUUCGUUCCCUAUCAGGCGACUUACGUACAAGUUAUCCUCCGCCAUGUUCAGCCUGAUGUCACCAUCCAAAACGUCAACGACAUCGAUCAGUUCACCUCUGAUCUUGAAUCAGACCAUCUUCUUCAACCUGCACGCCCCGAGCGCCCCUCUCUCCGCUUUAUCGUUGUGCGACACAACUUUUCCCAACGACACAGGAUAUUCAUCAGAUUAUCCCACGCCCUGUACGACGGUGUCUGCUUCCCGACUAUUCUCAACGCCUUGAAGGCAUCUUACGAGGGAGAACCCAUCACUACCGCCCCCUCAUAUGCGACUUAUAUCUGCGGCGUAAGGGGCAGGGCCAGAUCCGAACAAUACACAUACUGGCGAUCUCUCCUCAAAAACUGCACUCCAACAGACAUCAUUCCUCGACAAAUCGGUGCCAUGCGCACAACUCCCAUUCAAGAUUUGAAGAAGGUUGUGGCUACACCCUCUCUGGCGGUUUACAACAUCACCACCGCUACUGUCGUCAAGGCAGCUUGGUCCACAGUUCUUGCCAGAGCCACUGGAAAGACAGACGUUGUGUUUGGUCAUCUCAUCAGCGGGCGCAAUGUACGCCACGUCCCUGGUAUUGAAGCCGUCGUCGGUCCUUGCCUGAACGUGGUUCCCGUGCGCGUGCAUUACCAAGCCUCCUGGACCGUACUCGAUCUUCUUCGACAUAUCCAACAUCAGCAGGUGGACAACAUGCCAUAUGAAUCACUUGGCUUCAGAGAAAUCAUCAGAAACUGCACUGAUUGGGAUGACAAUGGAGCAAUGGGCUUUUCUACCAUGGUUCAACAUCAGAGCAUGGCUCAAACGGACAGUCUAUCCAUCGGAGACAACACGUACAAUGUUGGUGCGAUCGCUUCGCAGGAGGAUACUGCCGACUUUAGUGUCGUCACUACACCGCAGGAUUCGAACAGUACUGAAGUCUGUUUCUUGUACCCCAAGGGUGGACAUGUGGGGAUGGACUUUGCUGAGCAAUUAUUUGAUGCUCUCUGCGAUACAAUUGCGGAUUUCUCAAAGAACGUUGAUGUUCCUGUUGUAGUCUAG
Fusarium sp. VM40 is the source of this 8355-nucleotide messenger RNA. The record is from the annotation of a GenBank genome assembly. Lineage: Eukaryota; Fungi; Ascomycota; Sordariomycetes; Hypocreales; Nectriaceae.